ACAUUCUUAUUCAAAAUGACCUUAGAAGUUCUUCCAUAUGAAAUAUUUCAACUGAUAUGUUGGUCCCUUAUUUCAAAAAGACAGGAUCUUGUUGAAUGCUCUGUAGUUUCUACAACAUGGUUACCACGCUUUAUGCCGCUUCUCUACCAGGAUAUUGUUAUCCUUGGUCCGCCUAGUUUCCAACUCUUUUAUGAUUGUUUACGACUUACUACUUCAACACCAUGGACUAUGAAUAGACAAGUUUGGAUCCGGUCUUUGUCAAUACAGGAUGGAAACAUUAGUCAAAAACAAUUGAAUCUCUUACCCAGUAUGUGCCCAAAAUUAGAACAACUCAUUAUCGACGGACGCGCUCAUUGGCAUUCAACUUCAAAUACCAAAGAACGACUUGGAACAGAAAACUGGUGGCCAUGUUUGAAACGAGGAUCUAUUUUAGCUACCAACAUUACACCCAUUUUGAUGAAGCAUGCACCGAAGCUGACACACCUCACUCUACGUUGUAUGUUUGAUGUAACACUGACUCUACAGGUAUUGGAAGCUCUAUCAGCAACACCACUAUUGCUUUACCUUUCUCUUGAUGAAUUUCAAUGCUCCACCAAUCAUAUCGAUAUCAUUCACCAAUCAUGUCCUGAUCUAGAAUCCCUUCGACUUGUCCAUACAAUUUUACUUAAUACUCAACAGCAUCACGAUUUAUACGAUACCAAGCUUUCAUCAUCAUCAUCAUCAUCAUCAUUGCCAUCGCUAUCACUACAUGAAUUUAAGUUACAAGAAGUGUCCUUUUUAGAUGAUAUCGAUGAUUCAACAGCAUGGCUUUCAUAUAUCGUUACGAAAUACCCACAUAUGGAAAAAUUAGAAUGGUGGCAUAAAUCAUCUCACAUCUCUGGUUUCCCUCCUCAUUUCCAUAUCUCCAUGACAAAUCUUCUAGUGACUCAAUGUAUUCAUCUAUACUCGGUUAGGUUCUUCAAUGUGGUAAUUGACUCGAUGUUCUAUCAAAAUUUACUAUCAAGAAACAAGUUGGAGACCUCUAAUCGCUGGUUGCCAAAAUCAAGAAUUGUUCAAGAGAUUGGAAUGAAUGACAAUUUGGAUCUUCAUAUAUGUGGUCAAGAUCUUAUCUCAUUAUCUGUAUGGUGGAACAGUCCUCAUGAACCUCUAGAAUACGUAUCACAUCUUCCUACUCAACUUUUGGAUCUUCACUUAUCUGGACGCCUCUGGUAUGGAUCAUUCGAUAUACACCUUAUUCUGGACACCUGUCUUCAGUUGGAAAGUUUACGACUUGAUUUCGGCACGUUAGAACAGGUAACACAAACGACAAUACAACGACAUCAACAUCCUUUGAAGCGUCUUUUUAUGGAAGAAAUCAAGUUGACGACGUUUAUGAUGGACUCUUUGUCUUUUCGAUGCCGAGAUCUAGAAGAAUUAGAUUUAUUGGACUGUGUUUUAAUGGAUGAUAACCGACAACAAGAGAAUGACAUGAUGGAUGAUAAUUAUACGACAUAUACAUUUGGACGAAAUCAUGGUCGACUUUUAUUUCCUUAUCAGCGGUUUCAACAGGUCAAACUCUGUGGAUUUCGAUUUUCGUCUAAUCCUUCAUUACGUGUGAAAAGUAUAGGGGUUUAUGAAAUAGGAAAAGAACGAAUAAAAAAAGAAUAUUGGUAUUAUCUCAGUCAUCAUGCUACUUUUUUGUCAUAUACACCAGUGCAUAGUUGUCGUUACAAGUUUCCUGUACACGCCAUCAAACAACAUUGUAUUGUCAAAAUCAACACCAACCAUUUUGGACGACAAAUUCAAAUGACGCCACCCAUUGAAUUACAUGCUUUACGACAAAUGCAACGUCAUGGAAAAUUUGGACGGGAUCCUCCUUGUGCUGGUUACCUCACCAUUUCAGCUUUAUCAAUCGAUCAGCUAUAUUUAGAAAAUAGAAUAGUUUGA
Molecule: messenger RNA, 1926 nt
Organism: Halteromyces radiatus
Lineage: Eukaryota; Fungi; Mucoromycota; Mucoromycetes; Mucorales; Cunninghamellaceae
Exons: 1
Coding region: 16-1926 (636 amino acids)
Source: RefSeq, a predicted model, not a curated record